Messenger RNA from Rhododendron vialii, 2065 nucleotides. RefSeq names its product interactor of constitutive active ROPs 4-like. NCBI's taxonomy places the organism in Eukaryota, Viridiplantae, Streptophyta, Magnoliopsida, Ericales, Ericaceae. The record is from RefSeq and is a predicted model, not a curated record. The transcript has 3 exons. Bases 595 to 1725 code for a protein of 376 amino acids.
ACAUUUGCAUUUACUUUUUUGUUUUUUUGCGACGGUCUGUUCAGGCCAACUUACGCGAGUCUCGACUAGUUUCCUCUAUGGUUCAGUCAAAAGCAAACUAUCUAUGCUGAAAUUAGAGAAUUAACGAAAAAUUGUUUUCUUGCGAUUUGAUCACAAGAAUCGAAUCCUAAUCAAUUUUGUGGAGAACUAAUCCACCAAUCAACCCAACUAACCUUAGGCUACAUUUGCAUAUUCUCUCUCUGGGGACUUGGAUUGCACUCUCUCCCACCACACAACGCCCUUUAAUUCAAACUUAAAAACUUGAAAACACCAUAUCUCUCUCUCUCUCUCUCUCUCUCUCUCUCUCUCUCUCUCUCUCUCUCUCUCUCUUGUUGGAAUUGCCUCGAAUUGCCUCCAAUUCUCUUGUCGCCAAGACCUGUCAAUAUAUAUAGACAGGUAUAGGUACAUGCAUUCUGCUCUAGGAUAUUUCUCCAUACAUGGGAAAAAAUUUCACAUAGAUCUUCUAGUUGAAGCUUAUGCAGAAUUUCACGAUCUCAGGCUUUGAGUAAUUAGCCCUGUUUUUACCUCUUCAAUUCAUCACCUUAAGUUGAUCAAAUGCCAAGAUCAAGGGGUUCAGAAAUGCCUCAAAAAGUGUCCCCCAGAGCCCCACUGCAACUCAAGACAUCAAGCUCUCAUUCUGAUCCGCUGCAUCAUCGAUCACCCACCGAUAGGAGUCCCAAAGUAGGAGACCGUCGAUCACCAAGAGGGGCUCAAUCUGAUCCCUUGAACCAAAAGAAACUGGGGACCCGCAUCGCAGAUCUAGAAUCUCAACUUGGGCAAGCACAAGAUGAGCUCAAGAUUCUGAAGGAUCAGUUAGCCUCUGCAGAGGCCGCAAAGAAAGAAGCUCAAGAACAACUGGAAAAUAAAUCCAACACACAAAAUGCUCCAAAGCCAGACCAAGUGGAAGCUCAAGAUAAACAAUCCCCAAAUGAGGUCAAAAAGUCCAACAAAAAUUACAAUGUUAUCCAAAAUGAGAUUUCCGAUGAAAAUGAGCGCGAAACUGAUGUUUUUGAAGUUCCAAUGGAAAAGGCAAAUGUGGAAUUGAAGGUUGAGUUCAGCCCAACAAUUGAUGAAGAAAACCAUGGAACAAAACCAACUAGUGUAUCAACUGAAUAUGACGACUUGGCCAUGAAGAAUGAUGAGAUAAAUUUAAUGAAGGCAAAUUUUGAAGAGAAAGCAAAGGAACUAGAGGUCUUUCGCCAAGAAAACGAGAGCCUAAAGGGUCAGCUCAAGGAAGCAGCUUUAGAGAUAUCAACCGGUCGAGCCAAGGAAGAGGAAAUGAGUUCAAAGUUGAGCCAACUGAAGCAACAGCUAGAAGCAAGUAAGAGUAUUGAAGUCUCUUUGAAGGAGAAGCUGGAAGCAGUGGAAGUAGCAAAAGAGGCAUUGGAAAGUGAAAUGAAGAAACUGAGAGUGCAAACCGAGCAGUGGAGGAAAGCAGCCGAUGCUGCAGCCGCAGUGCUUUCUGGUGGUGUGGACAUGAGCGGGAUGAGAAUGCCCGAGAGGUGUGGGUCCAUGGAUAUUAAGCACUUCGGAAGUGUUUUUCAACCGUCGGGUGGUGGGUAUGCCGGUUUCGUCGGUUCACCCAGUAUGGGUGAGGAUUCGGACGAUGGGUUCGGAAGUGGAAAGAGGAAAGGGUCUGGAAUUAGGAUGUUUGGGGACCUAUGGAAAAAGAAGGGCAAUAAGUAAGGGAAAGAACCUGUGGUGGUGUUAAUCUGGAAAAUCUCUUUCAUUGCUGUAUUAUCUUUUGUGCUGCCAUUUUCUUGGCAUUGUGUUUGUGUUUAAUGUUCUACUACCAUUUUGGCGGCUAUUAAGCCAAGCAGGAGAACAAUUAAUUGUGCUGAAUGCUCUCCAAAACUUAGGUAUGAUCUUCCUUUGUACCCAAGUCCGAGGUCUUGUGGGGUUAUCCCGGGGCUGGCUCUGUGUGUAGCUUCAUAGUGAGGUUUUGGAAACCACUUUGUAUGAUAUAUGCAUCAGCAUUAAGCAGUUCCUUGUUUUAGAACCGAAUGUACUGGUUCUCGUUUUAUCA